UAUUUUGGUGACGUGUUUCCCUAAAUGGCGGUGGUUUGCUCUUGGCCAUGUAGUUGCUCUUUGGAAUGAAUUGGUCAUCGCCGUGGCGCAUGUGCAGUGGGUCUCCUUUUCAGUGCCCCCAGUCCUUGCGUCUAGUGACAGCGUCGAAAGUAGCUAGCUGUCAAUCUGCUCAGCAUCCCAACGCCACCACGAGGACCACGCCGGUUUCGUUGACGCCCUUUUGGAUCGGUGAGCAGCAUCCACGCGGACCCUUUGGUGUCUUCUUGUCGCCCGCUCUCACACGCUGGACAUUUAACCUCACUUUGAUCGCGUUUCUGUUCAAGCAUCAUGGCUGUGCCUCCUUCCUACGCAGACCUGGGCAAAGCUGCCAAGGACAUAUUCAGCAAAGGCUACGGCUUUGGAUUGGUGAAACUGGACCUGAAGACCAAAUCCCAAAGUGGCGUGGAAUUCAACACGUCCGGAUCGAGUAACACGGAUUCGGGCAAAGCGUCGGGAAGCCUGGAGACUAAAUACAAGAUGAAGGAGUUGGGCCUGAGCGUCAACCAGAAGUGGAACACCGACAACACGCUGGCUACCGAGGUCACGCUGGAGGACCAGUUGACUCAAGGCCUGAAGGUGGCGUUGGACACGUCUUUUGUUCCGAACACUGGGAAGAAGAGCGGCAAGCUGAAGACGGGCUAUAAACGCGACUACGUCAACCUAGGCUGCGAUGUAGACUUCGAGGGCCCAGUGGUCCACGCCGCAGCUGUGCUGGGCUACGAGGGAUGGCUGGCAGGCUACCAGAUGGCCUUCGACACGGCCAAGUCCAAACUGGCUCAGAACAAUUUUUCGCUGGGCUACAAGGCCGGAGAUUUCCAGCUGCACACCAACGUUAACGACGGCACAGAGUUCGGCGGCUCCAUUUACCAGAAAGUCAACGACUCGCUGGAAACGGCCGUCACUUUGGCCUGGACCUCCGGCAGCAACAACACUCGCUUCGGCAUUGCCGCCAAGUACAAAGUUGACGGCGACACUUCUGUGUCCGCCAAAGUCAACAACGCAAGUCUCAUCGGAGUUGGAUACACUCAGAGCCUCCGACCAGGCGUCAAGGUCACGCUGUCGGCGCUCAUUGACGGAAAGAACUUCAAUGCCGGAGGUCACAAGGUGGGCAUGGGUUUUGAGCUGGAGGCGUAGAGGAAGAAAAGAAUAAGAAAUGAGCACCAUCAUGUAGCCCCUCCCCCUCCCACAACCCACCAAUCACACGCGAGCAUGUUGACUGUGGAGAUGAUGAUGAUAACGACUGUUGUUGUGUGUGUUGUGGUGCUGCUUUCUCCUCACUGAGGACUUUGACUGACUGUGUGUGUGUGUGAGGUCACUUCCUGUGGAGGGUUGCCAUGAUGACCGGCUGUAGGACAAAGUGUCGCCACUAAGUGAAAACAAGGCGGUCGAAUCUUUUGCUUGUUAUGAUUACGAUUUAGCAAAGAUUGCUUUUCUACCAGAUAGACGUCGACGUUCUACAAAAACACUUUCCACGGUCUUUGUGGCCCCUCAAAGCGCUCAAUUUUUUUUUUUGGUGUGUUGUCAUCAUUGUCACUUAGACCUCAUUUUUCCAUGUCAACUAGGGCAAUUAUCUUAUUAAACAUAUUUAAAGCGGAA
Messenger RNA from Hippocampus zosterae (dwarf seahorse), 1635 nucleotides. RefSeq names its product Voltage-dependent anion-selective channel protein 2-like. Gene Ontology annotation, cellular component: mitochondrial outer membrane. NCBI's taxonomy places the organism in Eukaryota, Metazoa, Chordata, Actinopteri, Syngnathiformes, Syngnathidae. The record is from RefSeq and is a predicted model, not a curated record. The coding region runs from base 328 to 1173 and encodes 281 amino acids. Gene Ontology annotation, biological process: monoatomic anion transmembrane transport. The transcript is spliced from 9 exons. Gene Ontology annotation, molecular function: voltage-gated monoatomic anion channel activity.